Rhipicephalus sanguineus (brown dog tick) is the source of this 1747-nucleotide messenger RNA. RefSeq names its product thioredoxin. The record is from RefSeq and is a predicted model, not a curated record. Bases 139 to 462 code for a protein of 107 amino acids. Gene Ontology annotation, molecular function: protein-disulfide reductase activity. The transcript has 5 exons. Lineage: Eukaryota; Metazoa; Arthropoda; Arachnida; Ixodida; Ixodidae.
CCUUCCUUCCCGCCUUUGGAAGCCGACAAAAAAAUACGCGCCUUCCCGGACACUUCGAACCGUUCAUUUUCGCUUAGCGAGCACGCCUACGUGUUGCGUUUCCAACAGAAGUCGUCAGUCGCUUGACUCGCCGCGAAAAUGGUCAUCCAAGUCGUCGAGAGCAAGGAGGACUUUGAGAAGAAGCUCGAGGAGGCCGGCGACAAGCUGGUGGUGGUGGACUUCUAUGCCACGUGGUGCGGGCCGUGCAAGAUGAUCGAGCCUUUCCUAAAGCAACAAUCGGACAUCCUCAGCGAUGUGGUCAUCUUCCUCAAGGUAGAUGUCGACGAGAAUGAGGAGAUUGCAUCAGAGUACGAGAUCUCGUGCAUGCCAACUUUCCUGUUCAUCAAGAGGAAGGAAAAGGUCGAUGAAAUAUCCGGGGCGAACCAAGAGAUGAUCAAGGAGAUGUUGGCAAAGCACAAGUAAACGAGGCACUCAGCACAACCAGCCCGUGUGAAGGGAAGAGGGGGAAAAGCCCGGUUUCACAAGCGUUAUCUAAACUGCCUUCUUUUUCGCUUGGCUCGACGGACGGCUUUCUUCUCGUUUCAUACUCCAGCCCUUCACAUUUAUACCUGUACUGCCUGCACAGUUUAAAAGGAAGGUCCAGUCAAAACUCGUAGCAUACAGCCAGAUAUAUAUGCCGCGUUGUUACACUAAUGCAACGCCCGAGCUUUCACAUGCACACGCAGUAUGCACAUGCGCUUGCCUCUGCUACCGUCCACAUCAGUGAAGUUGCCUUUAUCGCGCUUUCAGCAACGCCUCUCGAUGGUGCAGCACCAAUCCUAUUAUUCGCUGCUGUUUGUUAGCAUGUAACAGUGAUGUGGAAGUGUCUUUUUGUUACUUAACACUACUGCAUUCUUUGUGGCCCGUUUGGAAAGAGCCAGUUAUGGAUUAUUCGCUCAUCGCUAUACAUAAGCCAAUUGUGAAUCGUUUCUUUAAACUCUUCAACUCCGUUCAACACCAAAUGGGCAUCCUCGCUUCAUUUCAACUACCUGAAUGGGCAUACAUUAAUACAGUUGCGUUCUGAAGCGUUCGAAUGCCAGUUCGAAACAAGAGGUUGUCGUUCGGUUGUUCUUUAGGUUUGCUCACUGCGAAGCUUUUUUUGUAAAGCUAGGGUUAGCGGUUCUUGCAAGCUCGGCGUACGACGGGUAGUUCUUGUAGGUUUUGCAGCCACAUAAUCGUCGCAGUUCUGCACACGCUUUGCAAAUGAAGCGGCCUUCAUCUUGCUGUGUAUUUACACUAGACAGGAGCAAGAGUUUUAAGCUCGGGUAAAGCGUUGCGCUGAUGCAGGCCGCUUUGUAAGGACCAAGUCGUUGCUUGGCUACUUUCAGUUGUCUUUUCAGGUAGCGUUCCAUUUUUGGACCAGUUUUAAUGUUUCGGCGUACAAACCGCUAUGCACUGACAGCGCACUAUAGCUUGCAAUGCCUGAAGUAUUAUUCGCUUGUAGGGCGACUGCAUUAUGGAGCUGUCACUUGAAUUGUUUUUUCCUGUUGUUCACAGUAUUCGAAGUAGUUGUCAAUCAGUUUCCCGUGAUGCACUUCGUGGAUUUCAUUGUUUUUUGACAAGAAGCUCCCUGGUGCUGCGAUUUGACUGGUUCGAUUGCAGAGCAUUUUUUCCUUUUUGCCAUAUUUUAUGUGGCUGGGCUGUGAUGUGUGUUGGCAUUGAUUUAAUUUUGUACUGUUAAUAAAAAAGGCCGUUUUUUGCGCUUGAA